AUGGUGUCGGGCUGUGACCAGUGUGGGAAGAGUUUUACUCUGAAAAGUACUUUAAAAACCCAUCAACUCACCCACAGUGGACUUAGGCUGUUCAGCUGUGACCAGUGUGGGAAGAGAUUUACUCUGAAAGGUAAUUUAAAAGCCCAUCAACUCAUCCACAGUGGACUUAAACCGUUCAGCUGUGAUCAGUGUGAGAAGAGUUUUAGUCAUAGUAGUGAUUUAAGAAAACAUCAACUCAUCCACAGUGGACUUAAACCGUUCAGCUGUGAUCAGUGUGGGAAGAGUUUUGCUCGGAAAGCUACUUUAAAAGCCCAUCAACUCAUCCACAGUGAAGGUAAACCGUUCAGCUGUGACCAGUGUGUGAAAACCUUUGGUGAACAUGAACUGUUGAUCCAUCAAUGCCCCCACUCUGGAAGGAAGUCGUACCACUGUGACUUUUGUGGAAAAGCCUUCAAGAACCAAACGAACCGAAACCGUCAUCAACGCAUCCACACUGGACAAGAUGUUUACGUGUGUAAUCACUGUGGCAACCUAUUUGUACAUUAUGCACAGUUUAAAGCCCAUGAAGCUACCCACACCGGGGUUAAACCGUACCAUCCUGACCAAUGUGGGAAAGGCUUCAGCUCCACUGCGUCCCUAAAGGCUCACCAACGUGUCCACACUGGGAAAAGACCAUACAGAUGUGACGAGUGUAGUAAGACUUUUAGAUUGUCAGGUUCCCUGAAACAACACCAACGGAGCCACACCAGAAAGCAGCGCAACGGCGAGGUAUGUAAAGACUGGUGUCAGUAA
Molecule: messenger RNA, 792 nt
Organism: Stegastes partitus (bicolor damselfish)
Lineage: Eukaryota; Metazoa; Chordata; Actinopteri; Pomacentridae
Product: zinc finger protein 540-like
Exons: 2
Coding region: 1-792 (263 amino acids)
Biological process (GO): regulation of transcription by RNA polymerase II; embryo development
Cellular component (GO): nucleus
Molecular function (GO): DNA-binding transcription factor activity, RNA polymerase II-specific; RNA polymerase II transcription regulatory region sequence-specific DNA binding
Source: RefSeq, a predicted model, not a curated record